UUAAUUUCCUACAACGACAGGUUUAUACAAUUUUAAUAUUGUACAGAAAGUUUAAUUGUAACAGCGAAAAAAGUGAGUUUUAAAAUGCAGCAAAGUAUUGAACUGGCAUUAGCGCAUGACUGCACGAAGUUACAAGCAAAUACAAAACAUGGCGGCUGAUAGAAGUCAAAACAACGAUAAUAAGAUUUUUCCCGCUUAAAUGGAGCAGAAGACGUUAUUUUUUAAUGGUUAGAAAGUUUUUGCUGUAAAGAAAUGGAGAAAUUAGAUCAGUUUUUAAGAGUGGGCGUCGCAGGAGAAGGCACCUACGGCAUAGUGUACAAAGCUAAAGAUAAAAUUAGUGGAAAACUAGUCGCUUUAAAGAAAAUUAAACUGGAAAAGUUUUCAAAUGGCGAAUACGAGGGCAUUCCAUCUACCGCACUGCGAGAGGUCAGUCUGUUAAAGGGAUUGCGACAUGCCAAUAUAGUCGAAUUGAUAGAUGUCAUUUGUCAACUGCCUCACCUGUUCUUAGUAUUCGACUAUCUUGAAGUAGACUUGAAACGGUAUCUUGACAGCAUUGAAAAUGAUAUGAGCCUAGAACUAGUGAAGAGUUUUAUGAAGCAAUUAUUGUCCGGUAUAGCCUACUUGCAUAUGCAUAGAAUUUUACAUCGGGAUAUAAAGCCGCAAAAUAUUUUACUGGAUAAGGAAGGGCACUUGAAAGUGGCAGAUUUCGGUCUUUCCAGGUCUUUUGCUUUACCGACCAAAAAUUAUACACACGAAGUUAUUACCCUUUGGUAUAGAGCACCGGAGCUCUUACUUGGUGCACGAAUCUAUUGCACUUCGGUUGAUAUGUGGAGCAUUGGAUGUAUUUUAGCGGAAUUGAUUACUAAACAGCCAUUAUUUGCUGGCGAUUCCGAAAUCGAUCAGGUUUUCAAAGUAUUCAAAUUACUGGGCACGCCCAACAAUGACGUUUGGCCCGGCGUGACUCGUUUACCCGAUUUUCAAGCCAGUUUUCCACAGUGGGACAUCAAACCGCCGUCACAGCAUGCACCUUUUAGUAGUAAACCUUCGGCUACCACAGAUGUGAAAGAUAUGUUAGAUAAAUUAUUGGUUUAUAAUCCAACUGACCGACUAACAGCAGAAGAAGCUUUGAGUAGAGAAUUUUUUACUGAUGCAAGAUUAACUUGUCCAGAAAGUGGAUGUUUUACAAAACCAGAAAGGUUAACCUGAUAUUUUAAUUCCGUAUUAUAUUUAGAUAAACAUAUUGUAUUUGAUAUAAAAUUUUUAUUCAAAUAAAUAAAAACAAAUUUUAA
Molecule: messenger RNA, 1289 nt
Organism: Photinus pyralis (common eastern firefly)
Lineage: Eukaryota; Metazoa; Arthropoda; Insecta; Coleoptera; Lampyridae
Product: cyclin-dependent kinase 2-like
Exons: 5
Coding region: 253-1206 (317 amino acids)
Biological process (GO): signal transduction; protein phosphorylation; G1/S transition of mitotic cell cycle
Cellular component (GO): cytoplasm; cyclin-dependent protein kinase holoenzyme complex; nucleus
Molecular function (GO): ATP binding; cyclin-dependent protein serine/threonine kinase activity; cyclin binding
Source: RefSeq, a predicted model, not a curated record